Molecule: messenger RNA, 1019 nt
Organism: Cucurbita moschata (crookneck pumpkin)
Lineage: Eukaryota; Viridiplantae; Streptophyta; Magnoliopsida; Cucurbitales; Cucurbitaceae
Product: protein SYM1-like
Exons: 3
Coding region: 173-814 (213 amino acids)
Cellular component (GO): cytoplasm; membrane
Source: RefSeq, a predicted model, not a curated record
AUGACCUUUAGAAGAAAGCCGGAUGAGGACUGACUGCCAAAAACUCGAUGCCGUCAAAGCGGCAGUGAAAUUUGGAGGCAUGGUUCCUUCUUCUUUCCCCUUUUCUAUUCUCAACCUCACCCAUUUCUUCAUCUUCUUCUUCAAUUCAUCCUCUCUGUGAAUCCCUUUCGCCAUGUUCAGGCUCUGGAAAUGGUAUCAGAACUGUCUCACCUUCCAUCCGGUGAAAACCCAAGUCAUCAGCUCCGGCUUUUUAUGGGGCACUGGCGACAUUGCCGCCCAAUAUAUUACUCAAUCCGCCGCCAAAAACCGUCUUCUUCAAACUUAUCCAGAUGCUGAAGAAGAGUUCAAAAUCAACUGGAAACGUGUCGGUAUCACAAGCAUGUUUGGAUUUGGCUUUGUUGGACCAGUCGGCCACAUGUGGUAUGAAGGCUUGGACAGGUUUAUAAGGCUAAGACUUCAUCUCCAGCCAAAAUCAGCCAAGUUUGUAGGGGCAAAACUGGCAAUGGAUGGUCUAAUCUUCGGACCGAUCGACUUAGUCGUCUUCUUCAGUUAUAUGGGACUUGCCAACGGCAAAGAAGUUUCUGAAGUGAAAGAAGACUUGAAGAGGGAUUUCGUCCCGGCGUUUCUCUUGUCGGGUACGGUGUGGCCUAUCAUUCAGGUCGCAAACUUCCGAUACGUCCCGGUGAGGUACCAACUCCUUUAUGUUAACUUGUUCUGCUUGUUGGACAGUGCUUUUUUGUCAUGGGUUGAGCAACAAAACAAUGCUCCUUGGAAGCAAUGGUUUACUUCUUUUAAUCCUUUUAAAGAACGAUGAGAAACUUUGAGAGCCAUCUUCUCAGUCUUGUAAGCCUUCUUUUUCUUUCAAUUCAUCACAUUGGACAGAGGAAAGCUGAAUUGUUCCCUUUAUAGACUGUAAAGAUAUUAUAACCGACUUUUGUGCAAUCUGUAUGUGUUUCAAUCAAUCUAUCAUGUGCCCUCUUCUAAUGAAAUAUUAUAUAGCCCAUACAUUGGCCUGUGAA